GCUGCUGAUCUGGAUUCAUAGAACAAAAUAUCUCUGUGCUUUGGCACUAGUUCACACUCAACGGCUCAACGCUGUGUUGGUUGGGAGCUUAGUUCUCGUAGCUUCGUGUUCCCAGAUGGAGGAUUCGGUGGGUGAGGAGGAGAGGAGGGAGCAGGGGAAGACGGUGGCGCAGCCGAAAGCGCAUCAAGAAGAAGCUGCGGCGGCCGGUGCUGGCGGCGGCGGCGAGCCUGCUCAGGAUGGCGGGUUCCUGAGCGCCAUGGCGUCCAAGAUCAGCGCAACGAUGUCCGGGACGAACGGGAGCGGCGGCGAGGCCAAUGCCGCCGCGGCGUCUGAUGGCGAGGCGCUGAAGAGAGAUGGUAGCGGCGAGCCAGGUGACGAGGACGGGUUCCUGAGCGCGAUGGCGUCCAAGAUCGGCGCGGCGAUGUCCGGUGCUGAUGGCGGAGGCGAAAGCAACGGCGGUGGAAAUGCGGCGGGGGCGGCUGAUGACGAGGGCAGGGAGAAGGACGAAGGUAAUGGCGGUGGCGGAAUCUUCCAUAAGCUCCUGUCCAGCUCGCCCCCUGCUUCGUCGUCGGCGUCAGGAACAUUGGAAGCAGAGGCAGCGAAAGGGGAAGAGAAAGAUCAGGGGGUGGCAGACGAGCAAGCCGGGAUUCUGAGCGCGAUGGCCUCCAAGAUCGGCAUGGCCAUGUCUGCCGCCAAUGGCAAUGGGAACCACGGCACCGAGGACGCCUCCAAGACGAGCAAUGGCCACGCUGCUGAUGGCAGUAACGGUGAUGAGAAGGGGGGCGACGCGAAUGGUGGUGGAAUCCUGAACACCAUGGCUUCCAAGAUCGGCAUGGCCAUGUCUGGCGCAAAUGGUGACGAGGACCAUGGCGGCAGUGGGGUCAACGCCAAGACGGGCAGCAGCGACGCCGUUGAUGGCAGUAAGGAUGAGGAGAAGAGGGACGAGGCGAAUGGUGGUGGGAUUCUGAGCGCUGUCGCUUCCAAGAUCGGCAUGACUGUGUCGGGCUCCAAUGGCAAUGGCAACCACAGCACCGAGGACGAUGCCAAGACUAGCAAUGGAGAGGAGGAGAAGGAGAAGGGGCAUAAUGCGAAUGGUGCUGGAAUCGUUGAGCAGAUCAUCUCCAACCUUCCGUCAGAUGAUCAGGCGCCAGACUCCGACGAGGCUUCCUUGCUCAUCGCCAUUAUUGAAGAUUAGCUCCGAUGGUCGUCCUCGAGCAGGAGUGGAAUAGAUUGGGUUGUUCUAUUUUACCUUUAAAUCCCUCUUUAAAAAAAUAUAGAUCGCUCUUAAUAUGAAUGCAUGUAAGCUCUUGAUGUGGAUACACGUAAGCACUAGAGGUAGGUUUCUUGUAGACACUAGACUCUAGAGAUGCUGCAAGACUCUUCAACUGUAAUCACAUUGUCUACUGGACAGAAGUGAAAGCGAUGUUUGUAUUUCAGACAUCAGGCUCGUGAGGUAACGGAGAUCAGUUCAAAACCAAA
Setaria italica (foxtail millet) is the source of this 1479-nucleotide messenger RNA. RefSeq names its product PE-PGRS family protein PE_PGRS26. NCBI's taxonomy places the organism in Eukaryota, Viridiplantae, Streptophyta, Magnoliopsida, Poales, Poaceae. The transcript has 3 exons. The record is from RefSeq and is a predicted model, not a curated record. Bases 116 to 1195 code for a protein of 359 amino acids.